Messenger RNA from Sitophilus oryzae (rice weevil), 1692 nucleotides. RefSeq names its product tubulin beta chain-like. The transcript is spliced from 4 exons. NCBI's taxonomy places the organism in Eukaryota, Metazoa, Arthropoda, Insecta, Coleoptera, Curculionidae. The record is from RefSeq and is a predicted model, not a curated record. Gene Ontology annotation, biological process: mitotic cell cycle; microtubule cytoskeleton organization. Gene Ontology annotation, molecular function: GTPase activity; GTP binding; structural constituent of cytoskeleton. The coding region runs from base 91 to 1452 and encodes 453 amino acids. Gene Ontology annotation, cellular component: microtubule; cytoplasm.
UAGCUUGAGGCGACGUAGCAUUUUUAGUUGGCUUCUAGCAGGCGAGUCAGACACUCCAGUUGAUCAACAGGACAGACUGUAGCAGGAAUCAUGAGGGAAAUCGUACAUUUGCAGGCCGGUCAAUGCGGAAAUCAAGUCGGUGCAAAGUUCUGGGAAGUUAUUUCUGAGGAGCACGGUAUAGACCCCAGCGGCACUUAUACUGGGGACAGCGAACUACAAUUGGAAAGAAUCAACGUCUACUACAACGAAGCUACAGUUGCAUCAAGUACAAAUGGAGGCAAAUACGUACCCAGAGCCAUACUACUGGACCUCGAACCCGGUACCAUGGAUGCAGUCAGAUCGGGUCGAUACGGCAAGCUUUUCAGACCUGAUAAUUUCGUUUUCGGUCAAUCUGGUGCUGGAAACAACUGGGCCAAAGGACACUACACCGAAGGCGCCGAACUGGUAGAUGCAGUCCUAGAUGUAGUAAGAAAAGAAGCCGAAAACUGCGACUGUCUGCAAGGUUUCCAACUAACACACUCGCUAGGAGGCGGCACUGGAUCUGGUAUGGGUACACUGCUUAUUUCGAAGAUCAGAGAAGAGUACCCUGAUAGAAUCAUGAACACUUAUUCAGUCAUGCCUAGUCCUAAAGUGUCUGAUACAGUUGUCGAACCUUAUAACGCUACCUUGUCUGUCCACCAACUCGUAGAAAACACCGAUGAAACUUACUGUAUCGAUAAUGAAGCCCUGUAUGAUAUAUGUUUUAGAACCCUUAAAGUACCAAAUCCUAGUUAUAGCGAUUUGAACCAUCUCGUGUCUCUCACGAUGUCUGGAGUUACCACCUGCCUGAGGUUCCCAGGUCAGUUAAAUGCCGAUUUAAGAAAACUAGCUGUCAAUAUGGUUCCAUUCCCUCGUCUCCAUUUCUUCAUGCCUGGAUUUGCUCCUUUGACCUCCAGAGGAAGUCAACAGUACAGGGCUUUGACUGUGCCUGAGCUAACCCAGCAAAUGUUUGAUGCCAAAAACAUGAUGGCUGCUUGCGAUCCGAGACAUGGAAGGUACCUCACAGUGGCUGCAGUUUUUAGAGGUAGGAUGUCCAUGAAGGAGGUAGAUGAACAAAUGUUGGCCGUGCAAAAUAAGAACAGCAGUUACUUCGUCGAAUGGAUCCCGAAUAAUGUCAAGACGGCAGUUUGUGAUAUUCCACCAGUUGGAUUGAAGAUGUCUUCCACAUUUAUAGGCAAUACAACGGCUAUCCAGGAACUAUUCAAGCGAAUCUCCGAACAAUUUGCUGCCAUGUUCAGGCGUAAGGCUUUCCUGCAUUGGUAUACCGGAGAAGGUAUGGACGAGAUGGAAUUUACCGAAGCUGAAUCCAACAUGAACGACUUGGUAUCAGAGUAUCAGCAGUAUCAAGAAGCCACAGCUGAUGAUGACUAUGAAGCAGAGGAAGAGCCUGCCGGAGACGAUUUUAACUGCUAAAACUUCUAAAAGAGUAUAAAAUUAAAAUACGCUGAUGUUGAUUGAAAUAAUUUAAGUGAUCAAAGUUUACUAAGUUUAUUUUUUAUUGAUACAAAAAUAAGAGAAAGAAGACUGUAUAUCAACUUAAACUUAGAUCAUUUAGAUAAUACUGAUCAGAUAAAUGAACAGUAGUUUUAAAUUAAAAAAAACGUUUUUUUUUAUUUAUUUUAAAUAUAAUUGAUAGCUCAGAAACAGAUUUAA